GCAGCGCAACACCUCGCGGGUGGAAUUGGCCGAAUGGUCCAGCAUCGCGCGCCACAGCGUGGACGUAGAGAUCACGUGCCUUUUCCCAACGCAGUGCUUGCGGAUGAAAGCAUUUGAUCUACAACAAUGUUACUUCGUGUCUUGCUUGCAAAAGGGAAUACUCGCGGAGACUGUAACCAUCGAUGGCAAGUGGCUGAACAGGUGGAUGGCGGAGUACGGGAUUUCGUCGCGGAAGCCGAAUCGUAAAUUCGAGCUGCCGCGCGCAGUUUUACCGGGGCGUUUGUCAAGUUGUUUGACCGUGGCGGCGGCACUGCGCAAGUUGGUCUCGCUGCACCUCGGGCACGACCCGCGCAUGCGGAAC
Prorocentrum cordatum is the source of this 361-nucleotide messenger RNA. Lineage: Eukaryota; Dinophyceae; Prorocentrales; Prorocentraceae. The record is from the annotation of a GenBank genome assembly.